UCCCCUAAGAGUCACGUGCUCUGUUUCAGCUUUUAGGGCGGAUCUUCGACACAGGGAGACUCUCUGAGUUGCAUAGUGAGGUCUUCACACUCCUUCCUUCUAGAUGGAGGAUUAGGGGACAGAUGUGAAGACAGAGAUGUUCUUGGUUCUCACAUGCUCACUGAUUCUCCUGGCAAGCUGCUCCAGCUGCCAGCACCACGCAUGCCACUGUGCAGGCAGGAUUUUCAUCUGUCAGGAGAGCAAGGUGGUCCAGCUUCCUCGGGACAUCCCCACCAAUGCCACUGAACUGAGAUUUGUCCUUACCAAGAUGAGAGUCAUUCCAAAAGGAGCUUUUGCAGGACUUCAUGACCUAGAGAAAAUAGAGAUCUCACAGAAUGAUGCCUUGGAGGUCAUAGAAGCAAAUGUGUUUUCCAACCUUCCCAAACUACAUGAAAUAAGAAUUGAGAAGGCCAACAACCUUGUGUACAUUGAUCAAGAUGCCUUCCAGCACCUUCCAAGCCUUAGAUAUUUGUUAAUAUCAAACACUGGCCUUAGGUUUUUACCUGUUGUCCAGAAGGUGCACUCCUUCCAGAAAGUUUUACUAGAUAUUCAAGAUAAUAUAAAUAUACGUACAAUUGAAAGAAAUUCAUUCAUGGGCCUGAGUUCUGAAAGUGUGAUUCUAUGGCUAAAUAAAAAUGGGAUUCAGGAGAUUGAGAAUCAUGCAUUUAAUGGAACCUACCUGGAUGAGCUAAAUCUAAGUGACAAUCAAAACUUAGAAAAAUUACCAGAUGAAGUAUUCCAAGGAGCCAAUGGGCCUGUUGUUUUGGAUAUUUCCAGGACAAAAAUCAGUUUCCUGCCAGGUCACGGAUUAGAACUCAUUAAGAAGCUAAGAGCAAGGUCUACAUAUAAUUUAAAAAAACUUCCUGAUUUAAGCAAAUUUAGAUCAUUGAUUGAGGCAAAUUUCACCUAUCCUAGCCAUUGCUGUGCAUUUACAAGCUGGAAAAGACAAAACACUGAAUUACAUCCAAUAUGUAGCAUAUCUCAGGCUAAGCAAGACCUUGAUGAGCAACCUGGCAAUAAGAUACAUAGACGAUCUGCAGCUGAAGAUUAUAUUUCCAACUAUGGCAUUGGUUUUGACCCUGCAGAGAAUGAAUUUGACUAUGGUUUAUGCAAUGAAGUAGUUAAUGUGGCUUGCUCACCUAAACCUGAUGCUUUCAAUCCAUGUGAAGAUAUUAUGGGUUACAAUAUUCUGAGAGUCCUGAUAUGGUUUAUCAGCAUUUUAGCUAUCACUGGGAACACUGUUGUCCUCAUUAUUUUAAUAAGCAGUCAAUACAAACUCACUGUACCUCGUUUUCUAAUGUGCAAUCUCGCAUUCGCAGACCUCUGCAUAGGUAUCUAUCUGUUGUUUAUUGCAUCUGUAGAUAUACAGACUAAAAGCCAGUAUUACAACUAUGCCAUAGACUGGCAAACAGGGGCUGGAUGCAAUGCUGCAGGAUUUUUUACAGUGUUUGCAAGUGAACUCUCAGUCUACACAUUGACUGUGAUAACUCUGGAAAGGUGGCAUACUAUCACCUACGCCAUGCAACUGGACCGCAAGGUUCGAUUUCGGCAUGCUGUGAUUAUAAUGAUUUUUGGCUGGAUGUUUGCUUUCACGGUGGCACUUCUUCCCAUAUUUGGUGUCAGCAGCUACAUGAAGGUCAGCAUUUGUUUGCCCAUGGACAUAGAGACACCGUUUUCUCAGGCUUAUGUUAUAUUUCUUUUAGUGUUGAAUGUACUCGCCUUUGUGAUCAUAUGCGCCUGCUACAUCUGCAUCUACUUUACUGUAAGAAACCCUAACGUCAUCGCUUCAAACAGUGACACCAAGAUUGCCAAGCGCAUGGCUAUAUUGAUCUUCACAGACUUCCUCUGCAUGGCGCCAAUAUCGUUUUUUGCUAUAUCAGCCUCACUCAAGGUUCCUCUCAUCACAGUGUCCAAAUCCAAGAUCCUCCUGGUUUUGUUUUACCCCAUCAAUUCCUGUGCAAACCCUUUCCUCUAUGCCAUUUUCACAAAGACUUUCCGCAGGGAUUUCUUCAUUCUGUUGAGCAAGUUUGGUUGCUGUGAAAUGCAAGCCCAGAUUUACAGAACAGACACUUCCUCAUCUGCUCAUAAUUUCCACACAAGAAAUGGUCAUUAUCCUCCAGCAUCAAAAAACAGUGAUGGGACUAUUUAUUCACUGGUUCCUCUAAAUCACUUGAACUGAAAUGCCUGCAUGAGUUUGUGUCUGAGGCAGUGUGAUAAUCACUUUCAACUGUGAAUUUGAAUAAUGACUACAACAUAGCAUGGAAACUUAUUUUUGAUGGGAAAACAUUUUUAUUUCCUCUUUGCUUUUUUGUUCAAUGAACAGUCUUCAGAGAUGACACAUGAUCUUCAUUAGUUCUUGAAGGACAAAGAACAAAACUGCAGUAUAUGUCAGAGUGUCCUUGUAGAAUUGUCUCCAGAAAUAAAUGAGCUUAUAAACAGGUAUCUCAUACUAUACAGGCAGAGAUUGCUUUCAUUCUAGGAAGAUGUUACCUGCUUACUGACAAUUAAAUAAUGGUUAUAUGUAGUCAAAAGAAAAAAAAUAUGUAGAAUUAUUUUUUUUUUGUCUGUGAAGCAUGUUAUAACAAUGACCGAUAAUUAUCUCUUUUCAUUAAUCAUAUCUUCUAGGGUUACAGGAGAAAGACGCCCAGUCUUUAAGGUUUUAAGCCCUCCUUCAGUACAAACUUACCAGUAAUGAAAAUAUCUUCUGUUGCUUCCAUUUGUGUUUACCAUAGCAGAUGGGCGGAUGCAUCUUCAGUUAGGUUAAUGUUAGCUGUCCCACACUGUGUGUGCAUACUUUAAUCUGCACAAAAGUAUCACGUUGGGUAGGAUUGUGUUGAUCUAGACUGGUAGGCUCAAAGAAACAGAUUUCAUGUGAAUUAAUAUCAAGGAUUUUAGUUUGACUUGGGUUUUGUUUCCAAGACAAGAAAGAGCAGGAACAAAACUAGAAGAAAUCCUUCAUAACAAGGAGGAUGCUUCCUCAAGUUGGUUUCACAAAGUUGGGUUGAAAUAGCUUUUCUGGGGUUGGACCCCUUGGUUAUUUGGACCCCUUGGAUAUGUGGGUUGUUCUAACAUGAUUCCUCGGGCUAUGUCAGGGUCAUUGUAUCCAGAUGCAUCCUUUUGGCUUUUGAAUAUUUUUAGCUUUUAUUUUUAUUUUUUUUAUUUUUUAUUUUUUAUUAUUUUUUAGCUUUUUUUACUAUUUUAGCUUUUAUGAUAUUAGAAGUACUCUUUCCCCUUCCCUUAUAAAUAAUGUUUCAUGUGCAGCCUAUAAGAUGAUGCUCCUGACUGAAAGAUGUGAGAGGCAUAAGCUGCAUAGGUUGAAAUAAGGGGGGGGGGGGGACCUUAUUCAAGAUUUCCUGAUUUUACAGAUGUUUUGAAUACAGAUGUUUUGAAUAACAUCUGAAUGUGUGUGCAAUCUUUUUGCAAGGCUUAAAAAUUAAAUGGUACAGGUUAAUCAUUCCAAAAUGCAUUGAGUAUUUAGAGUUGGGUUGUGUUUUCUCCUGGUGAUUAUGUGUCUAUGUGAAGAUAUGGAGACAUAAAAAAGCAAAGAAAAAGCAAAGAAAAAAAAAGCAAAGUCUGAACUUCAUUUCCACCUCACAGACAAUUCACGUUUUUGCCCCAUGAGAUUAAAAAUCUUUGGAGUCUUCACGGGUUAAUAUGAUGAGUUUUGAAUAUUUCCUGUUUACAACUCCUAACAUUUCAGCAGCUGUUUUGAUGUUUCCAUCCAUAAUUUUUCCUGUCAUCAGCUUUACAUGUCAGCACCUGAACCUGAUGUGAAUAACUACAGGAGACGAUCGAAUCCUAGCUGGGAAAGAAGGUAUUAGCAUAAAAUUAGCAUAAAACAGGGGAAAACAAAGACGGGGGGAUGGGGGAGAGAAGGAUGGAAUUUUCUUUACUCAACGUGGGUAACACCUCCUCCAAGAUCCAGGAGGAAGAAGAAUGGAAGAGCUAGACCGCAAAGACAGUCCAUCUCUGGGAAGCCCUUCUGAGUACUCAGAGGAAUCAUUUCUUCACAAACACUUUAUGUCAUAUACAGUGUAGUUGUAUGCAGUGAUUAAAACCCAACCUAAUGGAAGUGUUUUAAGGGAAUUGGUGGAGUCCCCAUUCCGGGAGGUAUUUAAGAGAUGUGUGGGCAUAGCAGUAGCGGACAUGGUUUAGUGAUGUGACUUGGUAGAUCUGGACUUGAUGGUCCUGAAGGUCUUUUUCCAAUUUAAA
Messenger RNA from Cygnus olor (mute swan), 4251 nucleotides. Its product is annotated as follicle-stimulating hormone receptor. Gene Ontology annotation, molecular function: follicle-stimulating hormone receptor activity; G protein-coupled receptor activity. The transcript has 10 exons. Bases 137 to 2218 code for a protein of 693 amino acids. The record is from RefSeq and is a predicted model, not a curated record. Gene Ontology annotation, cellular component: membrane. NCBI's taxonomy places the organism in Eukaryota, Metazoa, Chordata, Aves, Anseriformes, Anatidae. Gene Ontology annotation, biological process: male gonad development; follicle-stimulating hormone signaling pathway.